This is a messenger RNA of Musca domestica (house fly), 2298 nucleotides long. RefSeq names its product protein deadpan. The coding region runs from base 377 to 1795 and encodes 472 amino acids. NCBI's taxonomy places the organism in Eukaryota, Metazoa, Arthropoda, Insecta, Diptera, Muscidae. Gene Ontology annotation, molecular function: RNA polymerase II cis-regulatory region sequence-specific DNA binding; DNA-binding transcription factor activity, RNA polymerase II-specific; protein dimerization activity. Gene Ontology annotation, biological process: anterior/posterior pattern specification; regulation of transcription by RNA polymerase II; regulation of neurogenesis. The transcript is spliced from 3 exons. The record is from RefSeq and is a predicted model, not a curated record. Gene Ontology annotation, cellular component: nucleus.
CGUUUCAACAACUAAGGAUCAGUAUCCUUCAGGAGUUCAAAACGAACGCAUUACGCGGAAUCUUCGGAUUUUUUCGAAAAUAAAAAUCCUAAAAAAAAAACAAAUUAGAAAAAAUACUAAGAAUUUUAAAAAACCAUUUUUAUUUUAAUGUAAAAAAAUCUUGUGCAAUUUAUUUCAAAAAGAAACUCUCUCAACAAAAACCAAAGUCAAACCGAGUUGUGUUUUAACCAAAAAAUAAAUAAAUAUAAACCCUAUGGAUUUAUAAAAGUGCAACAGCUGAUCGAUCAUCAACCCCACCUACUUGGAUUAUUACCUCACAUUGUGGAUUAAUUUUAUAUUCAAAUCAUAUAUAAAUAAAAUAAAAAUUAUAACAAAAAUGGAUUACAAAAACGAUGUCCACUCCGAUGAUGACUUCGAUAGUUACAGCGACAACUAUCAGCAAUCAAAUUCCGGCCAGUCGCAAAAUCAACAAUUCAAUACCUCCCAGGGUCGUUUGACCAAUCCAGCUGGCCUGUCCAAAGCUGAAUUGAGAAAGACUAACAAACCCAUUAUGGAAAAACGUAGACGUGCCCGUAUCAAUCAUUGCCUGAAUGAAUUGAAAUCCCUGAUAUUGGAAGCCAUGAAAAAAGACCCGGCACGUCACACAAAACUUGAAAAAGCCGAUAUCCUUGAGAUGACCGUCAAACACUUGCAAUCCGUUCAGCGUCAACAGCUCAACAUGGCUCUGCAAACCGAUCCCACAGUGAUCCACAAAUUCAAGACUGGCUUUGCUGAGUGUGCCGAUGAAGUAAAUCGUUAUGUCAGCCAAUUGGAUGGUGUCGAUGAAACUGUACGCCAAAGAUUGAAUAGUCAUUUGAAUCAAUGCGCGACCAGUCUUGAUCAAAUUGGUGCCAUGACCAAUUUCAACAAUGGUUAUCAACGCAAUGGGGGCCAUGCCAAUUUGUUUGGUUCCAACAAUCUUCCGCUGCCAAUGGGAAAUGGUGGUGCGGCAGCAUCCUUGUUUCCUAGUUUAAGUCAAGACUUCAACUCCACACAGCCCAUACAAAUGGGUGGAGUGCAACUGAUACCAUCGCGCCUGCCAUCCGGAGAAUUUGCCUUGAUAAUGCCCAAUACCGGAAGUUCCAACAAUCAAGCCGCCUCUCUAAUGAACAACAAUUCCAACAGUGGUUUUCCCGCCUGGCCUUCACAGACUGGCGGCCAAGCUGGCUCAGCACAAAUUAAUGAUUUUGCUGCCAAUUUCAAGCGUUUGAGUGCCUUCUCCAAGCCACCAUCGACUUUGAUUACACCGCCCAAAGUAAAUCCCGGCAAUAUGUAUCCCCAAACCAAUUUGGGCUCCACAACCGCCACCAGUUAUCAACCUCUAAAUCCAGCCCAGUCACAGACCAAUUUCCACAACUCCUCCAGUCCUCCGCUCAGUCCAAUUUCUUCAGUAUCUAGUCACAAUGAAGAUUCAAUGAUGCACAAUAGCUCGGAUUUCACCAAUUCCCGAUCAACCUCACCACAUCAUCAUCAGCAGGAUAAACACAAUAGCUUUUUGGGAGUGUUCAACACACCACCCUCCUCGGCGGAAAACUCCUUUGUGCUCAGUGCAGCCCAUUUGCAACAGCAGCAGGUGUCUAGCAGCACCAGUGAUUUGAACACCAGCUCUGGAUCGGCCAAUAGCUCUCUAAAACGUUCCUUUUCUGAGGCGGCCGAUUCCAGCAUUUGCUCUGAGGAUGAUCAUGCCUCGAAAAAAUAUCACAAAGAAGGCCAAAUGGAGGGUGAGGAUCAAGACAGCAUGUGGAGACCGUGGUAAAAUUCGUUUUACACCAAAAGCAAAUUGUUAAUACAUAUUUUUUAAGAUUUUAGAUUAAGUAAAAUUUUUUUGUAAAACUCAUACAAUCAAAUUUUUUUCGAACGCUAUUUUUCUAUUAUUAUUUUCAAAAAAAACAAAAUUGUAUUUAACUCUUAUUUUCAUUUUCAUUCUGUGAUUUGUAUAUAAUUUUGUAAAAAUUUUGCCUUCCACAACCGCGGGUGGGUGUUUUAGUUAUGUUUUAAUUCGUUUUGAAGCAAUUAAGUUUUUAUUAUUAUUGUAUUUUUUUUAUUAUUACUAUUAUUAUUUUUGUUAAAUUUAAGUAUUUAAUUCAAUCGCCAUUUAAUGUUAAAACGACCGUUUGUGUGUUUUUCGUUCACUGAAAUGUUUCUAAAAUAAUGUUUUGCUUAAGUUUUAAAAGAGAGUUUCAUUCAUUAUGAUUUUUUGAAAAAAAGAGAGAAAAACAUAUGUUGUAACAUAAAUAAAAUUAAUAUAAAACACAUAUA